AUGACAGCUGGGAGCAGCUAUAUCCCUAUGGAGGAGAUGGAAGCGGCGCUGUCAACAGAUCUCGUAUCACUUUCACUGUGGGCAUCGGGGCACAGAUGCGUGACAUAUCCAGCUCAAAACCUUGUUCUCCUUCUUUCCGAGCGGAUGUACCCCCGCUUGCGCUGGAACGUUCCAGUGCAUCCGGGCGUCUGGACAGCGCUCUCUUUCGGUCUUUGUAUUUACUUCUUGGAAACCUCAGCUGGUGACGCAAUGGACGGAGAUCACUCUCGCGACCCAUGUCCGUAUGUUCACCUGUCCGACUUUGGCGCUGGCUUCGCUAUGGGGGCGAUAGGAGGCGGAAUCUGGCAUGGUAUUAAGGGAGCACGGAGCAGUCCCAAGGGGAACCGGUUGAUAGGCUCACUUUCAGCCAUCAAGGCCCGAGCGCCCGUCGUAGGCGGUAAUCUCGCCAUCUUUGGCGGACUGCUAUCUACCUUUGAGUACGUGCGCAGUGAAGGGGUACAGACAAAAGGAGGAUCCGUGGAAUUCUGCGGACCACGAGCGAUGAUGGGGUCUGCAGUAAGCUGUGCGAUCUUGAUGGGGGGUGUUCCAGGGUACGCACCUCUCGUAUCUCCACUGUCAGCUGUUAGUGGUCCCAUGCUCACCGGCUCUGUAGGGGUGGGAGUAGUCAUGAGCAGAGCACUUGCGCAGCCUAUUCCACCAACGCAAAUACCGACAUCGCCACCUCUAUCGCUGGCAGCUUAG
Messenger RNA from Dioszegia hungarica, 741 nucleotides. RefSeq lists its product as uncharacterized. Gene Ontology annotation, cellular component: mitochondrial inner membrane; TIM23 mitochondrial import inner membrane translocase complex. The record is from RefSeq and is a predicted model, not a curated record. The transcript has 6 exons. Lineage: Eukaryota; Fungi; Basidiomycota; Tremellomycetes; Tremellales; Bulleribasidiaceae. The coding region runs from base 1 to 741 and encodes 246 amino acids. Gene Ontology annotation, biological process: protein import into mitochondrial matrix. Gene Ontology annotation, molecular function: transmembrane protein transporter activity.